AUGUCUCAAAGGCCGAAACGUGAAGUUAAACAACGAUCUCGAUAUAGUCCAGGGCCGAAUGAUAACCAACCGUUUAAAGGAGUAAGUUGAUAUUGUUAUUUUUUGAAUUUUUAGGCAUUUUUAAUGGUGGAACCGCUGUAAGUGGAUAGAAAAUCUAUUGUUUUUGCUUUGAAUUUGAGUUUUAUAAUGUCAUAGGUUUUUCUGGGGCUAAAAUUUAUGAAAAAUGACGAUUUUUUGGUGAAAACUUUGAUUUAUAUAGGAUUAGCAAAGGAAAAGAAUUACUUUUGUAAAUAAAAAUGAUAAAUAAGUAAUUUUUGGUAUUUAGAGUAACGCAAGCAGGAUUCUGACACCUGACUUACCAAGAGAAAAGUCACCUACACCUAAGGAAACCCCGAAAGCGAAAGAACCUGUUAAAGUCAAAGAAGAACCAGUUGAGCAGGUACGAACGCCUAUUCCAAAGGCAGUGAAAGCUAAAACACGCGGGGAUACGAGGGCUGAAGCUGCAAAGGUUAAAGAAGAACCAGAUUCUCCAGAGGUUAAACCAGAAGUAUCAGAAGUUGGUAGGCGGAAGAAGUCAAAUGGAAAUAAUUCUGCUGGGAGAGGACGUACGUUUUUUACUUUUUAUACUUGGUGGUGUUUUAUAAACACCUAAUUGUUUGUGUUUAUAAUUACCAUUUAUUCUAAAUUUAGGCAGAUCAGAUAAGUUAUCAACGCCAGAGGUUAGAUCAACCACAAUAUCUGAAAUUACGCCUCAACUUUCUCAAAGUUCGAAGGCAAAAGCUUCUGCAAUAAAGGCAAAGACUCCUGAAGCAAAAACCAAAUCUUCUGAAUCCAGAUCGAAGUCUUCCGAAUCAAAAUCAAAGCCUUCUAAAUCAACCUCAGAUGAACAAAGACCCAGAUUGUCGUCGUUUUUAAAAUGGGGACGAAAGUGUGUUGAUGCUUUUAAGGAACGUCCGGAGAAUUCUACACCAUCUACUUCGUUAUCACCGGCUCCAGCUGUUGCAGAUUUUUCUUUUCAAGAUUCAACAAUGUCUUCUUCAGUGCUGGAUGAUUCUCAAGAUUCUUUAUCAAGUCAAGAUUUCAUUAAAGUAGAAAAUGUCGAUGAAGCAUCAACAUCUUUAUUAGACGAAAGGGCAUCACAAAAUGGUAAGUUGAUAUUAAAAAUAUAAAAAUUUAAUUCUUAGUGGCUGAAGGUGAUGGAACAAGCAAAGAACCAUCAGAAGCACUUGUCAAAACUGAAGCAGAAGCUUCAGAAUCAGCUGAACGUAUUGCAGCAACAGUUAAAACAGAACCAGAAGCGUCUACAUCAACAGCAGUUGGUCACGAAACGCCAGUUGAUCAAGAAAAGAAGCCAGUGGCUAAGAAAAGAGCUCCAAGAAUAGUGGAUUUGAGUAGUUCAGAGCCCAUGAUGACUUCUAGAAAGCGUAGAAUUAAACCUGUGGCCAAAUUUUCACCUUCUCGUGAUGACAGAAAUCGUUCGUUAACAUAUGACACUCCACCUGUUAAGGUUCCUAAGGUCACUCCCUUGAAGGUAAGGCUGAAAAGAUUGAUUUUUUUAAAUUAUAGAUAACAUAUUGGCUUUAAAUGUAAAAAAUUGUGUUUUAAAACGGAAAAAGUGACAAAAAUUUUAUGGAAAAAUGAUGGUUUUCAACAAUAUUAUCUAUGUUUCACUUAAUUUUUAGAUCAACACUAAUGUAUCAGACGUCCAAACUCCAUCAGGGCCUCCGCCAACUGCCCUAUACCCAUACACUCCAAACUUUUACAUGCCAGAUCACGAUGCGCUUCAGUUGGCGUUGGAAUCACAGAAGCGACAGUACGAGUUGGCUCAGAUUCAGAGCCAAGAAGAAGCCGUGAAGCGAGAUCUGAACACAUCGUUGUUGGAAGGCCGAAAGCGACGAAACAAAGCUUUAUCUAUCUCUCAAUUUGCUCCAGAAUUGCUGAAGAACACGUCGGAAAGCUUGAAAUCACCCACACCUGGAGCUAGAAGGGGAAGAGUGGCUAAGAACAGUGUUUGUGAGGCUAAUGGUAAGGGUUUGGGAGUAAAAAUGUUGCUUUGGGUAGAAAAAUAUAACAUUUUAUAGUGUAUUUUUUGAAUUUUUUUAAAAGGAUGAAUGCUACCUUCUUUAAUAUUUUUUUUACAAAAAGUCACUUCAGUAUAACUUUCAUCGAAAAAUUUUGCCUACUUCAAUAUAAUCAACCUUUCCAGCUCAAAUCCCAACAACUAGUAGCGCAUACCAUCACAAUUUGGAAUUGGAACCGGAGGAAUCACUUAAUUUGGAGGAAACUCCACCCAAACCGAAGCCUGUAAAACGUUACCAGAUGUACGGUACACAACGUGUUCAUGGCUACGCUCAUCGGCCGUUCUUCGAAGAAAUGAAGCUUCGAAAACAGCUGAAUCCAAUGGCUUUGGGACUGAAUUUUGAACGAAAGUGUCUUAGACCAGCUGACUAUUUCUAUCGAGAAGUUUUGGUUAGGUAUGUCGGGGUUGAAGGGGGUACAGUUAGGCUAUUUACAUAAUUCUGCUUCUUAACUCCGCAAGUUUGCUUUGAGAUGGGGCUCAGAAUUAUUUGAAAAAGCUAAUAUUUUGAGGUAUAUUAGGUAUGAGAAGAAAGUUUUUAAAAUGAGGGUUUUGGGAAUUUUGACUUAAAAAGUCUUGUCGUUUUUGAGUCUAGAAACGUAUGUUUAAAGACGACAAUACUUUCCUAAUUUUACGUUAUUGCGUUUUUUGAUAAUUUUUUUGACUUUUAGACAUGAAGAACAUCAUAUAACUAACAACAAUGAAGAUGUGGAUGUUUUGGGCGGGGAUUUUGAAGAAAUGGUCAAUAUCGAAGACGAAGAGAAUGAAGUUUUGGUCAAAAACCCAGCCAUGGAAUGUGUAGCUGACGUGCGAAAGGAGAUACCAUUGGAGGUUGCCGAAGACGAGGAAAUGGAUCCUAUUGGUAUCAUUGAGGCUGAGUAAGAGUUUAAUCUUUCUUUUAGUUUUAAAACAUUUAAAAGUGAAAAUUUUGAACAAUUCUUGCUUUUGCGCUUUUUUAUUGUUUUUGUGUUGUUCUUAAGAUUUAUCGAAAGAUUUAAAAAUGAUAGGUGAUAGAGCAUGAAAAGGAGUAUAUAUUCUGUAAUUUUCAUGUUUAUAUAUUGUUUUUUUUAAAUAUGCUAUUUUUUAAAUUUGAAAGAUCAAAAUUUUCAUUUUAACAGGAAAAAUUAACAAAAAAUAGCAUUUUCAAACAAUUUUGUAUGUUUUAGAGUGCUAAACAUGAAAGACAAGUACAAGAAGCAACACCUGAAAACAAUGUUGUCAUUUAUCUCAACCCAACGUCUAAUAGAUCUCAACACUCUGCAAGUAAAGGGCGGAUGUUCACUAUUCUACACACAAACCCUGAAGAAUGCGUCGAGAAUGCGAGAAAACUUGUUGUUGUACACGAUGGCAAGGAUGGAAGCGUUAAGAGAAGCGCACGAAUACCUUGUUAAGCAGUUGCCGGACGAAUUUUUGGGCUCAUAUUUGAAUUUGUUGAGAUUCUUGAAGUGCACGGUGGGUUUUUAAAUAAUUUUUUGUUUUUUUAAACAUGGAAUUUUUGUUAGCGACUUCGGCUUUUUCAGGGGGAAAGGAAAUUUAUUUUUCUUGGUGGACAGGGUACAUUUUUUGGGGGUGAAGUACAAAUUUUUGACAGAGGGGUAGUCUUUAUCAGAAAAUUUCGAUUGUAUUAACUUGUUUUUAAUGAAUACCAGUUUAGGGAACUCAGUUGCCACUGUUCCUGACCGAAAAGGCAUCAAGCCCAGAGAUGGAAAAAGCCAAUGUUCACAUAACAGAUUAUUUGGACCACAAAAUGGCCGACCCUGGGGUCAGAUUUGGAAAAGUAUUUGAUGUAAGUUGAUAUUUUUUAAAUUUAAAGGUUAAAAAUAAAUUUUUUGUUUCAAAAAUUUUUAGAAGUAAUUUUUAAAAAUUGAGUUUGAGCACGAGAGGUAGCUUUAAAACAUGGAUUUUUUAUUGAAAUUAUUUUGAAAAUUUGGAUUUUCAGUUAAAAUUUAAGUUGAAAAACAUGAUUUUCAAGUUGAAAAUAUGUAUUAUCGACCCAAAACAUCAAAAGCUAACGUAAAUUUUUAUCUUUUUAGAUAAAACCAAUCCCAGGAGUCAGUCUAGUCCUUGUCUAUCCACAAAUCACGGUCGGCGAUCAGAUCGUUCACAAACAUGCUCAUGAAAACAUGUUCCGAAACUUGCUGCCAGCGGCUGUUAGAUGCGUGGAGAAGGUGGAACUCAAGUUCCAGUCUCAAGUUGAUGCAAAAGUAUUGACACACAUGUGUUUGGAUCAGAUUCGACAACGAGUGCGAGACAUGACACGCCGACGACCUGACGAUCAUGUAUUCUUGGCUGGAUGGGGGACGAGCUGUUUGCUUAAUUUUCAGGUAAAGAAAUUUGCGAUUGUUGUAAUUCAAAGCUGGUAUUAUAGUAGGGUUAAGUUUAAUGUUAAUAUCGAUUGUUAAUCAAUGUUUUUUAGGCUAUUCGAAAGACUCCUGGUGUGACUGGACUUUUGAACUUCUCUAUACCUUUGAAGAAUCAUCUGGGAACUAGAGGGGUAAGUUUUUGUUGCAGAACGAAGUUUUACUAUUUUUUAACUACUAUGCUUUACUUAACUAUUUUCAGUCUGUUGAUGACAAUAUCUGCAUUACCUACUGCCCAUCGCUCUUUGUAAUUGGCGAAAGCGCUUCGAAUUGUGACCUCGUCGACAUACAACAACUUCAACAGAACAUGAUCUGUGAUUCAGGCGUCAUUGUGGUCGGAAACGCGGACAAAAACCUCUUCGUAUCACCGGUAGCACUAUCAGUAGAACGUGUCAGUCAACAUUGUGUGGACCGUCUGAUCUUGGAGCAUACUAUCGACUUUAUAAAACAAGUUGUAGUAGAAGGAGGACUGUCGGCCAAAGACAAACGGCCCUUCUUGCGACCGGUGAAGCUACCAUCUCACUUUGAAGUAGAUGUUAAUACCCUGAAGGGACGAGCGAGUGGUGUUAUUGGGAAUAAUAAGGGAAAACCGCUGAAAGCGUCAAAGGAUGGGUGGGUUUUUAAAAAACUUUUUAAUGAUUUUUUAAAUAACGGUGAGUAAUGUGGCUAACAAUGUGUCUUUUGCAACUUAAGAAUUUCAAUUUUUAGAUCAGACCCCACUCCAACAGGACCAAAGGUCAAGUCUGGUGCUCCACGCGGCCGACCACCCAAGAAUCUUCAACAACAGAAACCCAUGCACAAGCCAACGAUGACGCCAAUUGUUGGUGUGGCCAGAAACACCUUCACACAAGCAUUAAAACGCAGCACGGAAUCCGCUCAUCUCAUGGAUAACCGCAUUCAAGCACCACUACCUCGAGUUUUACCUCCCGGAAUUCACGGCCAAACUCAACGGAUUCUGUUGCCUUCAGUACGACGAGACGAUCGACAACAGCCAGGGAUUCAAGGAGCAGCCACAGUGGCAGGUAGUUUAGUUGGCCAUUCGACAUUGGGACAAGCAGUUUACGGCCAAGGAGGUCAAUACGUUAAAAGCACACAGCAUGGAAGCCAAUUUGGUCAAGGUCAACAUGGCCAGUACGGUCAAGGUGGUCAGCAUGGUCAUCAGUUUGGUCAAACUCAACAUGGAAGCCAAUACGGUCAAAGACAACACGCUCAAUAUGGUGAUACAACUCAUACAUUCGGACAGAGCGGUCAACAAGUACAGGGAACACAAAGAUCUCAUGCGCAACCUCAAGCCCAAUCUCACCAACCCAGACCAAUCCAAACCGACCCUGCCGAAGCCGCGCGCCUCCAGGCCCUUAGGGACGAAGCCGCCGCCGCUGCCGCUUCCUUGGAAAACCUGUUUGGCCAAGAUGAACAAGAGUUUUGA
Molecule: messenger RNA, 5863 nt
Organism: Bursaphelenchus okinawaensis
Lineage: Eukaryota; Metazoa; Nematoda; Chromadorea; Rhabditida; Aphelenchoididae
Source: the annotation of a GenBank genome assembly